Daphnia pulex (common water flea) is the source of this 1671-nucleotide messenger RNA. RefSeq lists its product as uncharacterized. The coding region runs from base 49 to 1656 and encodes 535 amino acids. Lineage: Eukaryota; Metazoa; Arthropoda; Branchiopoda; Diplostraca; Daphniidae. The record is from RefSeq and is a predicted model, not a curated record. The transcript has 6 exons. Gene Ontology annotation, molecular function: extracellular matrix structural constituent; protein binding.
GUCGCUUUUGUUAAUCAACGCUAUUGGAUUACAGAAAAUCGAGCUAAAAUGGGUCGUUUGACAGUCUAUUGGGGUUUGAUGUUGCUGAUUUUGAGUUGCGGGGCAAUUUGUUCCUCUGCUCUUACCACAUUUUCCUUGGAAGAUAAACUGCAAGAAUUAGAACUGAGACUAGAAGCCAAAAUUGAAGCUAAAAAUGCUCAACUUGAAGAAAAGGUGACACAACUAGAGGCGCAACUCGAACUGAAUAAUGAACUAAGACAAGAUUUGACAUUGAAAGUAAUACAAUUAGAGGCCAAAAAUGUCCAACUAGAAGUCAAAAUUCAGGAGCAAGAAAGAAUUUUAACUUCCUUGUUAGAAGCGGCUGAACUUCCGGUUUCCGCUGAUUCAAAAUUAUUUCCAAUUAAUAAAGAAAUUUCAAUUCAAUCAAAUGGAAGGAGUGGAAUCCCAAGGACAUGCAGAGAACUUCGUGCGGCCGAUCCUUCACUUUCAUCCGGAAUGCACUGGAUCGAUCCGGACGGACAAGGUGUCGGCGAUGAUCCAAUUUACGUUUACUGCGAUAUGACAUCAGGAUCGACCUCAGUUCUACACGAUAGUGAAUCUUCUUUAAAUGUGGGACACUGCGCCGAUGCCGGUUGCUAUUCACGCUCCAUCAACUACAAUUCGUCAAUGGGACAAAUAAAAGCUUUGAUGGAAUUAUCGACUGAAUGCCACCAGUCGAUUAGAUACGACUGCAACUAUGCCCCAUUCGAGUCAAAUGACGUCGCUUAUUCCUGGUGGAACGACAGAGAGGGAAAUCCACAAUAUUUUUGGGCCGGAAAUAACACGGACGGAGUUCACACCUGCCAGUGCGGAAUUGAUGGAAAUUGCGUCGAUCCUGCGGCGAAAUGCAAUUGCGAUGCUCUUGCACCACUUCAAUUAGUCGACGACGGUGUCAUUACCGACAAAAAUGUUCUGCCCGUCACUCGAUUGAAUUUCGGACGAACUCAACUGGAAACUUCAUCCGGCGUCCACACCCUUGGCCGACUCGUGUGCACCGGAUUAGUGACUUUGACUGGACUGCCAAAGUCGUGCCAGGAUUUGUGGUUGAUUGGCCACACCCUGAACGGAUUUUAUUCCGUCAUGGGAUCGGCGAAAAUGGAAUCCGUUUACUGCGAUUUCACUAAACUACCGGACGAUGCGGGUUUUCAAAAAUGGAUUGGAUACGUCAACGUCAAAUCGACGCCCGUCCAUUUCUACGUCCAGAGAAAUGAUUCAUUUUCCACAAUUGGAAGUGCAAUUCCGUUCAAUUUGGCGCUUGUGAACGAGGGAAAUGCCAUGGAUUUGGCAUCGGGAAUAUUCACGGCACCGCGACCGGGAAUUUAUUUUUUCUCUUUCGCGGGCCGGGGGCGCCUUUUAUCUUCAUCUUAUUCUUGGUUUGAUUCUAAUUUUUAUUUGAACGGGAAUGUAAUCGGGAGGAGUGGUAUAUCCGAGAAUAAGAGCCCCGUUGAUCAAUUCAGUCCGUUGACCGUCCAGUCGACGCUGAAGUUGAAAAAAGGCGAUCAACUUUGGGUGACGAUUGAUUAUGAGGGUUCAUCUUCGUAUUUGUUUGACGACAGUUCCCACUUUACCCAUUUCACGGGUUUCAUGUUGGAGGAGGAAAUUGCCACGUCCCUUUGAGGUUCAAUUUAAUCG